This is a messenger RNA of Coccomyxa subellipsoidea C-169, 1237 nucleotides long. RefSeq lists its product as hypothetical. The transcript has 8 exons. Gene Ontology annotation, cellular component: nucleus. Gene Ontology annotation, molecular function: protein binding. NCBI's taxonomy places the organism in Eukaryota, Viridiplantae, Chlorophyta, Trebouxiophyceae, Coccomyxaceae. The coding region runs from base 104 to 1237 and encodes 377 amino acids. The record is from RefSeq and is a predicted model, not a curated record.
GCACAGGCUUCAUCAAAGAAGCAAUGCGCUGCCUGAAUGCAUACAAACUCUGGAGCACCAUUGGGAGGAUCUGGAUGAUAAUCGGAAGCAAAGCUUUGCUCAAAUGGCCGUUGUUACAAGGGAAUACAUGAAGGGCGGGGGCAGCAUCAACAUCCCAGAUGCAAAGGAUGUAGCUUAUCUGCUGGCGCGCUUUGCAUGCAACAAUCACACCAUCUGCGAUGAUGAGCUCAGGCCUAUAGGUGUAGGCAUUUACCCACAGGGAGCGAUGCUGAACCACAGCUGCACCCCGAAUACAAUGCAGUCAUUCCAUGGAUCGCGAAUCGUGUUCCGCGCAGUGCAGCACAUACCUGCCGGCGCAGAGGCCACGAUCGCGUAUGUUGAGCUGGCAGCAACGCGUGCAGAGCGGAGCGCUGCGCUCAGGGCAAAUUAUUUCUUUGACAUUGACGCUGGCAAGGAGCACUUGUCAUCACCCUCGAAGGAGAUCACACUACAUGACAGCUUGAGAAUGGAGCUCUACAGAGCGCCUUCCUGGGGCAUGGAUCCGCAUGAUCCUAUGCUCACAAGCUUGAGCAGCAGUGCAGGUAGCGGUGCGAAUGCUUCCAGAGUGCGAAUAGAGAGGCAUGCUUCCUUCCUCGAGCCUGACAGUGAGGAGGCAGAAGCAGGACUGUCCCAGAGUCCUUCAAAUGCGCAGGAGUGGGUAGUGAAUGUGCAGUGCUGGGGGCCAGCCUUCUGGCAAGGGGAUGGCAAUGACAGCUUGGAAGCUUUCAAAGCAGAAACAGUGGCGGGUAUGCUUGCCGACGCUGUGCACUCGCACACCAGAGCCACUGACCUUGUGUCUCAGAGCCGAGCAGCUGAGGCUUGCAGCAUAGCCAAAAGAGCGCUGCAAUCAUUCGGCGAAGGCAUGCAGACUCACAUCUGGCGGAUGCGGCUCUUGGAGGUGCAACUCCGAGCAGCCAUAGAAUGCGGCAACCAGUGGGAAGCUGCCUUGGAAGCUGCUCAAGCCCUGCUGCAAUUCUACCGCUGGCUGUACCCCAAGGUCUGGCCAAAUUUGGGCCUGCAUUUGGCUACUUUGGCGAAGAUUGCGGCGCUCCUUGAGCAGGAUGAGGAAGCUGCCAAGCAAGCGGAGGCAGCAGCUUCUACCUUGCGCAUCACACAUCCAGAGAGCCCGAUUUUGCAAGAGAUGCUGCGGUUGUGGCAUGAUACAAAGGCCUUGCUCAGCGCCAAUGCUGAUGACUAG